Pelodiscus sinensis (Chinese soft-shelled turtle) is the source of this 4882-nucleotide messenger RNA. RefSeq names its product cilia and flagella associated protein 69 (gene CFAP69). Gene Ontology annotation, biological process: olfactory behavior; response to odorant; positive regulation of flagellated sperm motility. The record is from RefSeq and is a predicted model, not a curated record. Gene Ontology annotation, cellular component: non-motile cilium; sperm midpiece. NCBI's taxonomy places the organism in Eukaryota, Metazoa, Chordata, Testudines, Trionychidae.
AUGAGAUGUAUGCUGAUUGUACACAACAUUGAAUAUGAGAGCCAUGUAUGCCCUCUGCAUCCAAUCAAAAUGAUGUUAGGGGGGUUCAAUCAGCACACUCCGAAAAUACCAGCCCCGGCCCCGGCCCCGCCCCCAGGGCCAGCGCCGGGCCCUCCGGCCGACGGGGAGAAGCGCAGGUCGCUGCGGGCCAGGGACAGUGAUCCCGGGAGCAGCCAGGGCAUUCAGUUGAAGUUUGUGGAUCUUAAUCGUGUCAUAAAACUACUUGAAGAUUCCAAUUCAAAUAAUGAGGAAAGACAGCUAGAUAUUCUCAAGACAGUGGUGAAGCGGUAUGAGAAUGGGCUUCCUCUUAAGGAUUUAGCACACAUAUUUAAAAUUCUUAACCUCUGUGCAGAAAAAAUUCAAGACCAAGAGGCUUUCAUAGAACCUACGUGUGAUAUUCUUAAAUUAUGUGGAUUACCAUUUUUAAAGAAGAAAUUAUCUGAUGAAGUAAACUAUACCCCAAUUACUUUAGAAUCAAUUGCACAACUGGGUUAUUUGAUGAGAGUGCCAGCCUCUCAAGUGAGGAUACAAAUCUGUAAGUGUAUCAUUAGCUUUUACAACAUAAAGCCAGCAAACAAACAACUUCCAGGUUUCCAUGCCACAAGUGCAAACUAUAAGAUACAGAUGGCUGAAUUAGGAGGUUUAGCAGAAACCCUGGUUUUAUCACUGGCAUUAGUUGAAAAUCAACUUGCUGAGAAGUUAUGGGUACUUAAAGCCCUACAGCAUCUCUCUGCGUCUGGGGUAAAUUGUAAACUUAUGAUGAAAGCCCAAGCAGCCAGCAGAAUCUGUUCUCAUCUAAAUGAUGCCGAUCCCUCUGGACAGCUACUGUUCCGUUCAUCAGAUAUCCUAUGGAACUUAUUAGAAAACACGUCAAAGGAAGAAGUUGUUAAUCAGCUCAGUAAUUUGGAAUGUAUAUAUGCUUUGAAGGAAGUAUUUGUGAACUUACUGUUAAAUGGUUUCCGUCACUAUGAUCGCCAGCUAAGAAACGACCUCUUAGUAAUAGCCACACUCAUAGCAGAAAAUCCUGGAGCACCAAUGAUUGAAAGUGGAUUUACUAAGCAGUUAAUACUGCUAGCAACAUUUAGUGAAGUUAAAAGUCCUAAUCCUCUGGUUAAAGGUCUUAAACUUACCUGCAGUUAUGGAGACUUUGAGCUGAAAAAAUUGCUGUUUAACGUGGUCACGGUCUUAGCAAAAGAUCUGUGUACAGUACCGCUGCUAAAUGAGGGGAAAGUGGUGCUGGCUUUGUUUCAUUAUGUAAAACCAAAUGAAAAACCUGGUGUACAUGACUGGUCUGCUGCCCAAUAUGAAGAAUUACAACUUCAUGCAAUUGCUACCUUAGCUUCAGUAGCUCCAUUGUUACUGGAUGAUUAUAUGACCUGCCAAGGGAAUACUCGCCUCCUUAUGUUUCUAGAAUGGUGUGCAGGCCAAGAUCCGUUCUUUGGUCAAGGUAACUGUUUCCAUGGGGCAGGUGGUCGCGGCAACAAACUUGCACAGAUGCGUUACAGUCUGAGAGUCUUGAGACCUGUGGUGUCCCUUUGUGACGAAGCUGUGAACCUUGAUCUUUGUGAUCAGGGAGCAAUUAACCAACUAUUGGAUAUCUUAAAGCAUUUAGCAAACAAUUCUAAAGACAAAGAAGAUGCCAUUGUACUGGAAAUUCAGACUGAUAUAUUACUUAUACUGUCUACUCUCUGUGAAAAUGAUCUUCAUAGAAAGGAACUGUUUGGCUGUGAAGGAGUGGAUAUACUUAUUCCAUUAAUGAAGAUGGAUCCAAAUAAGUUAUAUAGCGGAUUAGGUCAUAACCGACUCCUUUUUAGCACUUUAGACAGUUUGUGGUGCUGUGUCAUGGGGUGUUACAUCUCAGAGGAUUAUUUUCUCGAAAAAGAGGGCAUUUUUCUCCUUCUGGAUUUGUUGGCGUUAAAACAAAAGAACAUAUGCAACCUAAUUCUUGGAAUAUUGGUUGAAUUUUGUGACAAUCCUAAAACUGCUGCUCACAUCAACGCCUGGCGAGGGAAAAAAGAUCAGACCACAGCUCGCCUUUUAAUACAUUUAUGGAAACAAGAAGAGUUGGAGCUAGGAGUCAAACAUGAUCAAAAUGGAAGAAUUGUUGACACAAAGAAACCUUUAGUUGGCAGCUUCCAGGAACAGCAAGAAGUGAUCCCAAUGCCUGCCAACUGUCCUAGCGUUGCUAUCAUGGAAGUAUCUGAAAACAUGAGGGCAAAAAUUUAUUCUAUAUUAUGCAAGUUAGGUUUUGAAAGUUUGCCUGGUUUGUCUGCCAAGGAUUUUGUCACACUUGCUGUCAUACAGCGAUAUCUUGACUUUAAAGUUGGAGAAGUCUGGAGUGAAAUAUGUGCAGAGAUAAAAGAAGAAAAGUUCAGACCAGUCACUCCUGAUGAGGAAGCAUUGAAAGUUAUUUCAGAGGCAUCAGAAAAUGUUGGAAAGAUGGUUUCCAAUCUCCAGUCUGAAAUGCUUGGAAGUCAGCAGCACCAAGAACUCCAAGAGGAAGAAAAGGUUUACUCCAAAAUUCAAGCUAUCCAAAAGCAGAGACAAAUGGUAAAUAAAUCCUGGGAAGAUUUCUUAACUCGGACAUCAAAUUAUGAGGCUUUAAAGAAAGCAAAAAGACUUCAGGAAAAAUCUAUAGCAGCUUCUAGAACAAAGUCAAGACCACAAAAUGCAACACUCCACUCAACUGAAAUUAAAGGCCUAAAUACAACAACUGCAUCUGGUCGCUUGGUAACUGUCGAAAGUACACCUUCUGAAUUAACUGGAGGGCCUCUGGCUGACACAGACCUUGCGCUUAGAAAGCUCUCUGUUCGUGGAGGAGCCUUAAAAAAGAUCAAAGGAGUCAAAGUGUUGUCUUCAUUCAAAAAAAAUUCAGUAUCUGUAAAGUAAACAUUAUCCUGUGCUUUGUAUUUUUCUUUUAGUUAAUGUAUGUCCAAACACUAUUUGUAAGAUAUACUCUAUUUUUAUUUCUUUGGUGAAAUAUAUAGAACUUGUGAGAUUAAUAGUUAUAGAUGAAAAUAUAUUUUUGCUUUACAAAAAAUAAUGUGAACAGCUGGCUGACAUGACUAAAGAAUCCCAUGCAGUGUGUGUUCCAGAGGUCCGUUGAUCCUAAUAAUUUCUGAGCCAUCUAUGUUAGGCUUAGUUUAUUCACAACUAAACAGCUGCAUGUCCACUUGGUACCAUAAGGUAUACGCACUCCAUCUGAUGCUAUUAAGGAUCCUCUUCCUUGAGAAUGUGGAACAUAAUAUAAAUAUAUUCAAUUCUUCACUCUUACAGUAGGGCUCCCGAGGUUGUUUUAGUUUUUCCCCAUUACCCUUGUGAUGGCUCCACCAAUCCAUUUGGUCUCUUUCCCAGAACUAACCCCAUUUGGAGUUCUCUCUAAUUAGGUAUUAGGGCUUCAGAAACCAGUUGUCCGUUUCCAUGUGUAACUUUACCCACCAACUCUCUCAUUCAAGUGAAGAUACUGUAGAAUAUCCUGCUCCCCCAUGUCUCACCGGCCUCCACUGGCCUUAGCCCAUCAGUUCCUUCUCUGAUGAUUGCCCAAACUCUCCCUUGACAGGGAACUGUGCCCGUCUGACCCCAGCCACUGUGUAGAGACGCCCUCUAGCAUCACUGGUCCUCUCCAUGAGCAACAGUCCCUUUUAUCUGAGAUGACUUGAGCAAAGGUCAGUGUUUGGGAUUCACUGUGUCCCUGAUUGACCUUGCAGUUUGUAGCCAUCCCAACGCUGCAGCAUAAAUUACAUUACUACGUACAGUGUCUGUCUUGUCCACCCACAAACAAAACGGUCUCAGGAGAAAUACAAACAUGCACUAUAUAAAGGGCUAACAGAAAUUAGAAAAACUUGUUACUUCUGUAGAAUUUAGCCACAAACUAGUCCUUUUUGUAAUUCCCAAGAAGAGGGAUUUCUCUGUGUUUUGAAUGGAAAUAAUUGAUAGGGUGCUGUAGGCAAAAAAUGAAGGCAGGCAUUUGCUGAAGUAUCCUACUUUUUGUGCAAAGAAAACUGAAAAGGAAAUAAUGACAUAAAAUCAUACACCUACACUAUUAAUUAUAAUUAACCCUCUCUAAGAGCUUUCUACCUUCCAUUGAAGUCAGUCACAGUUUCUCAUAUGGAGGGGCAGUAAGCAUGAGCCCAAACGGUUACUUGGUAAGGCAUGGUAGUUGUCUAUAAUUUUAGUGAAGAAGAUUUGAGUUAAACCAUGUCAAUUUACAGAACCUGCAGGUCUGGCUCAUUGCUGGUUGUUGGUGUUUAACAUACAUCUAGCUGGUUUAUGCUUAGAAGGUUUUUUUCAAAGUUCCCCUUGCAGAAAAUUUAGCCAUGAAGCAUUUCUUUGCUUUCUAUAUGCAAGAGUGACUGUAUUUUAAUCUUUAUUACUUUGUGGAAUUUAUAAAGGAACUGAAUGUAAGCAGCUCUGACAUCUCUGAUAUACUGUCCUUGAGAAGUCAAUGGAGAUUGCAGAUAUCAGUAGUAGGCAGGCCACAGGACCAAUCCAGACCACCCAGUGCUUUUGAGAAACUGUAAAAUCUAUUUACUUUUAUCAGCAUUAUUAUUGCAGUGUGAAAAAUAUUCCUUUGGAGUCUGGACCUUGACUAUACCUUGCUCAAGAAAUUUGGACCUUGAUAAUAAAUCAUUGAUUCCCCCUUGUGUAUAUGGUGUUGAUUUAAUAGAGUGUGUACCCUUUCAAUAGGCUAUCUGUUUAACAUCUUGCAUGUCAGUAAAUGCCUUGUUCAGUCAAUUCAUAUUGCUUUAAUUUCAUGUCUUUUCAUGCAUGAUGCUGACUCCCAGAAUACUAUGAUGUGCAAGUAGAAAUCCAACUGCUGGGCUAACAGAAAAGCGUGCUUCCU